AUGUUUCAAUGUACACAGUGCUCAUCUGAAUUUACACGUAAAGAUGCUUUAGUCAGACAUGGAAAAACUCAUACCGGUAUUCGUUUUCCGUGCUCUGUUUGCCCAUCGAUAUUCACCUAUAAAACCAGCCUAACCAAACAUUUGAAAAAUGUUCAUGGUUUUGUUAACGUUCCGGCACAUCGUCAGCCCAAUGCACAGAUUGAUCAACCCGUUCCACAGAUUCAGAUUGGACCGCAAAUAUUUGUCCCCGAUGUUCCUGCUGGUGGCUCGAACAUGAUGUCCGAGGACGAUAUUUGCAUGGCAGCUAUGGACGAAUUCGAAGAUACAGAUUCUUACACCGUUCCCGUUAACGGGAAACGUGUUUCGACUGCCAACACCGUGUCGGCUGCUAGAGCAAAAAAAAAUUAG
This is a messenger RNA of Macrosiphum euphorbiae (potato aphid), 408 nucleotides long. The record is from the annotation of a GenBank genome assembly. Lineage: Eukaryota; Metazoa; Arthropoda; Insecta; Hemiptera; Aphididae.